This is a messenger RNA of Nerophis lumbriciformis (worm pipefish), 2193 nucleotides long. Lineage: Eukaryota; Metazoa; Chordata; Actinopteri; Syngnathiformes; Syngnathidae. The record is from RefSeq and is a predicted model, not a curated record.
AUGGCCGCCAGGAAGGGUCGCGCUCUUUCCUCCCUGGAGGUGACGCUCGCCGUCCUCUUUGUCGCAAUGACGACCGUCAGCAUUGUUCUCAUCGCCACGCGCGCCACGGACACCUGUCCCGGCCCGCCCCCCGGCCGGGCUCCACCCUUCCUCGUCGGCGUGGGCCGCGCUGACUGCACCGGACCGCCGGCCGAACUCCCUCUGAUGGGCUACGCUAACCCUCAGCAGACGGCGGCGGGCAUUCACACGCGAUUGUUCAGCCGCGCCUUCAUCGUCGACGACGGCCGCCGUCGAGUCGUCUUCGUCUCCGUGGACGUGGGAAUGAUCUCUCAGAGGCUCAGGCUAGAGGUCCUGAACGCCCUUCGGGCCAAAUACGGCGACCUGUACCGGCGGGACAACGUGGCCCUGAGCGGGACGCACACGCAUUCCGGCCCGGGCGGCUAUUUCCAGUACACUCUCUUCAUGAUCAGCAGCAAAGGUUACCUGGAGUCGUCCAUCCGCCCGCUGGUCAAAGGCAUCGUCAAAAGUAUAGACGUGGCCCACGGCAGCCUGCGGCCGGGACGGAUCUACAAGAACCGAGGCCGCCUGGGCGCCAGCGGCGUCAACAGGAGCCCUCACUCGUAUCGCAACAACCCGCGCCAAGAGCGGGACAGGUACGACCGGGACGUGGACCAGGAUAUGUUGCUCCUCAAGUUCACCGACGCGGACGGAGACGGAAUCGGCGCGCUGAGCUGGUUCGCGGUGCACGCGGUCAGCAUGAAGACCAGCAAUCGUCUGGUGAGCGCCGACAACAUGGGCUACGCCGCCUACCUGAUGGAGAACCACAAGGACCCCUCCGCGCUGCCCGGACAGGCAGCUUUCGUGGCCGCUUUCUCCUCCAGCAACUUGGGCGACGUGAGCCCCAACGUCCGAGGACCCCGCUGCGUCAACUCCGGAUUAGCCUGCGACUACUUGAACAGCUCGUGUCCCGAAGGAGGGACCAAGGAGUGUCAAGCCUUCGGGCCCGGCGAAGACAUGUUUGACAGCACCAGAAUCAUCGGCCUCAACAUCUUCAGGAAGGCCAGGGAACUUUACGCCGACGCGACGGAGGAAGUGACGGGCUCGGUUCAGUCGGCUCAUCAGUGGGUGGACAUGACGGACGUCGUCGUUCGCCUGGACGACGCGCGCGAGGUCGCGACCUGCAAACCGGCGCUGGGCCACAGUUUUGCGGCGGGAACCACGGACGGCGGAGGAGACCUCAACUUCACGCAAGGCGCCGUGGAGGGCGACCCGUUUUGGGACGGCAUCCGAGACGCACUCCUGGGCCCGCCUUCUAACCAGACGCGGGAAUGUCACCGGCCCAAACCCAUCCUGUUCAGCACCGGAGAGAUGAAAUGGCCGCUGCCGUGGCACCCGGAAAUUAUCGACGUUCAGAUCCUGACGCUCGGCUCGGUCGCGGUGGUCGCGGUUCCCGGAGAGAUCACCACCAUGGCGGGCAGGAGGUUAAGAGAAGCCGUUCGGCGGGAGCUCGGGUCGGAGGGCGCCUUCUCGGACGCGGACGUGACCAUCGCGGGCCUCAGCAACGUCUACACUCACUACAUCACCACCUACGAGGAGUACCAGGUUCAGAGGUACGAGGGCGCGUCCACCAUCUACGGUCCUCACACGCUGGGCGCGUACGUGCAGAAAUUCGCCGGCUUGGCGCGCGCCAUCGCUCAGGACCGAGUCGGGUCGCUCCCGCCGGGUCCGGAGCCCCCGUUUUUCCAGAAGAACCUUUUCGACCUCCUGGGCGCGGCCAAAGCCGACAGAAAACCCGACAACGGCACUUUCGGAGAGGUCCUGCGGCAGGUGCUUCCCGUCUACAGACAGGGCGACGUGGCGUCCGUCACCUUUGUGGCAGGAAACCCCAGACACUCGGGAGAUGUGAGAGAUCGGAGCUUCGUGGCCGUGGAGAUGCGCGAUGACGCGAGUGACGCCUGGACGCUAGUGCACACGGACGCGUCGUGGGAGACGAGGUUCCUCUGGCUGAAAGACCGCAAUCGACGUAGCAACGCCACCGUGGAGUGGCACAUCCCGAUCGACGCCGCCGUAGGCGCCUACAGGAUCAGGCACUUCGGACACUUCAAGAGCAUGAAAGGCCUGCGGCCGGUGAUCACGCCCUACCAGGGCACGUCCGACGUCUUCCGGGUCACCGCCGGUUUUUAUCGGCGGUGA